GGUGAUGCCUGGGUUUCCGGUUGAAGCGGUGAUGCGAGGUUGUAGCCACAAUCCACAGUUUUCUUAGUUUAAAAAGACCGUAAACAGUUAAAAACUCUGGAAUAGCACGAAAAAUAGAAUCUCAAUGUUGCGUUUACGCAUUAUAUAUUGGAAAUUAAAUACUAAGGAAAUGUAAUGAAAGCUUGAUAAAUUUAUAGUAGUCGGAAAUUUACUAUAUGUAAAUAAAGCUUACUAUUAGAGAUUUAAUGUUGCCCUAACGAAAAAUGUAUUAUUACGGAAAAUGCACUUGCAGUAGAAUGUCGAGUACUUUAUAUUAACUUUUUAUCAUGUCAUCUUUCAUACGUUUGCAUUUACUUUUGUGUUGUUUGUUUGUUUUUAUGCUGAAAGAUGUAUUUCAUUAUUCUUCUGCACACUUUAAUUGCUUUAAUACGACAUUAAUGUAUGCUGUUGCAUCGAUAUCUCACAUAGGUAUUGCGGGAUAUGUUUUCGAAAAAUUUAAAAACAACUGAUAAAGCAGAUUUGAUACAAAUGAAUCACAAGCCAGACGUCAUCCUUGGGCCUCGACAUAAAGAAUUUUUGGAAGAUGCUUAUUUGACUAUGGUAUACAAAAGUGUUCGCUAUUACGCAACGUGCUACAGGACCAAUUACGGAGCAGAUAAUGAUCUUCUUCCCAGCACAUUAGAAUCAACAGAUCUAAAGACUGACAGAAUACUUUCAAAUCGAAAGACAAGAACUUUGAUGGACCGGUACUUGAUUUAUAUGAUAUCUCAUGAAAUGGUGACAAAGAUGAUUGCACCAGGAGCUAUGCUUGCCAUUCAUGAUCCCUUCGAUCCAUCUUUCGAUCCACAUAUCCUGGAACCAGGAAAACAUUACAGGAUUUUCAUUAGAAUGGAACAAGAGAAAUUGCUUCCCUAUCCAUACGCUACAGACUGCAGAAAUUACACAGAAGAAUGGAUUUCAAAUAACAAGACAGGCCCAAAGUCUAAAGAAAUGUUAUGUGCGAUACAGCAUUGUUAUGUGCGAGGCGAAAAUUGAGAUUAAUGAUUGUGAUUGCAAACCUUUUUAUCUGUACGAAGGCGAUGCUUUUCUUCUGAAAGACUUUUGCAACAGUAUGUAUACUAAUUUUGUCCUAUAAAUUCACUAAAUUAAUUAAA
Messenger RNA from Stegodyphus dumicola, 1154 nucleotides. RefSeq lists its product as uncharacterized. Gene Ontology annotation, biological process: sodium ion transport. NCBI's taxonomy places the organism in Eukaryota, Metazoa, Arthropoda, Arachnida, Araneae, Eresidae. Gene Ontology annotation, cellular component: membrane. Gene Ontology annotation, molecular function: sodium channel activity. The record is from RefSeq and is a predicted model, not a curated record.